GCUAGCCAAUAUGGACGACACCAGCAUGGAAAAAGAGAUAAACACAUCAGCACAUGCAGAUUUUGACGAGCUUGGUCUUGAUGAAUGGCUCGUUAAUCAAUGUAAACAAAUGGGAUUAUCAAAACCUACAGAGAUUCAGCAGAAUUGUGUUCCACACAUUUUGAAAGGUGAAGACUGCAUAGGAUGUGCCAAGACUGGAAGUGGGAAAACAGCAGCCUUUGCCUUGCCCAUCCUACAGAAGUUGUCAGAGGAUCCAUAUGGGAUAUUUGCGCUCAUUCUCACCCCGACUCGAGAACUGGCCUUCCAGAUCUGUGAGCAAGUCAGUGUUUUGGGUAAACCUGUCGGAGCGAGAGUGACUGUCAUCACAGGGGGACUAGACAUGAUGCAGCAGGGCCUGGAUCUGCAGGUGAAGCCCCAUAUUGUCAUCUCCACUCCAGGCCGCCUUGCUGACCACCUUGACAGCUGCGAUACAUUCUCUCUCAAGAAAAUCAAGUUCUUGGUAUUAGAUGAGGCUGACCGGCUUAUUGAGGACGACUAUGGGGAACAACUGGAGGCGAUAUUCCGAGUGUUACCUAAGAAACGGCAGACCCUACUGUUCAGUGCCACCAUGACACAGACUCUCCAACAGCUCCAGGAGGUGGCACUCAACAAACCAUUCUUCUGGCAGCAGAACUAUGAUGUGGUGACGGUGGAGCAGCUGAAGCAGUACUAUGUGUUGAUGUCUGCUGACGUAAAGGAUGCGUACAUGAUGCACUUGCUUGAUGUCUACUGCACAGACCAUCCCAAAUCCUCAGUCAUGAUCUUCACAUCCACAUGCAAGUACACCCAGAUUCUGGGGAUGGUGUGUCAGGAGCUGGGCUUUGACUGCGUGGUCCUCCACUCCAUGAUUCGACAAAAGGAACGUCUUGCGUCUCUCGCCAAGUUUAAGUCCAACCAGGUGAAAAUCCUCAUCGCCACAGAUGUCGCUUCAAGAGGCCUGGACAUUCCGACAGUUGACCUUAUCAUCAACCACAACAUUCCCAACAAACCAAAGAACUACGUGCACCGAGUAGGCAGAACCGCCCGGGCAGGUCGGGGAGGGAUGUCUAUAUCUCUGGUGACCCAGUUUGACAUCAAGUUAGUCCACGCCAUAGAAGCCACUGUCAAGACAAAGAUGGAGGAGUACCCGACAAAGGAGAAGGAGGUGAUGAAAAUCCUCACUGAGGUCGCCGUUGCACGCAGGGAGGCAGAAAUUAAGCUUGAUGAGCGAGAUUUCGGAGAACAGAAGGAGAUCAACAAGCGGAAGAAGCUUAUACAGGAGGGCAAGAACCCAGAUGAAGAAGAACGGAAACGAAAGAAGAUGAUUAAACAGAAAUUCCGCAAACAUCGGGCAAAUAUGGCCGUACAGGAGGAGCGGAAAAUACAGAAAAGAGAUAAAAUUCUGGCCAAGAAGAAGCUGAGGGCCAAAGGGAAGGGAAAAGUGACUUGAAUGUAGAGUUUUAUUGUGGGAAAUCAUGUUUAUCUAUGAUCCAUGUGGGCUUUCAAAACAGGCGUGUGUAGUACUUGUUACUGGGUAUUUUCUCAUCUCCUGUAUGCUGUUUUAAAAGCUGUAUUCUUUUCAUGAAAGUGUUUUUUCGAAAUGUGCUAGAAAGAUAUAUUAAUGCUUAAAUUUAUGAUCUACUUUAUAUUAAGGGAUGAUUGAUUAAUAUAUUAUAAUAUCAAGCACACGUUUUGUUACUAUAUGUGAAGACAACUGCAUUCCUGGUAAUAAUAUGAAAGAUUGAACGAACUGAUGCCAUCAUUAGUAUUAUUUUUUCAUUUAGAUGGUGUUUGGGACAGUGUUUUUGACAAAUGAUGUGAGCAAAAUAAUGAAUUACAGCAAUGCAGUUUAUGGGUUUCAAGAAUAUAUAAUUGCAUCAGUGGAAGAUUUAUGGAUUGUAAAUUCCCUGAAGCUAAUUGGUAUGCAACCUAUAUUGAACUGCUUGAUUGUAAUAGAUUACUGCAAGGUACUUACUAUUAUUGAUUGAGUUAGCGAUAUUCUUUGACACUGACCUAUACUUCAUCAGUGCAACAUGAUGUUGAGAAGUGUGUUAACAAUGAAUGUGAGGGUUUUGCUGUUUGACAUUAAUAAUGUUACUUCCAUGAAGAUAUUGAUGUAUGUAGCAGAAAAAAAUAAAUUUGAAAAUCGUUAA
Messenger RNA from Mya arenaria, 2171 nucleotides. RefSeq names its product probable ATP-dependent RNA helicase DDX49. The record is from RefSeq and is a predicted model, not a curated record. Lineage: Eukaryota; Metazoa; Mollusca; Bivalvia; Myida; Myidae. The transcript is spliced from 11 exons. Gene Ontology annotation, molecular function: RNA helicase activity; ATP binding; nucleic acid binding. Bases 11 to 1468 code for a protein of 485 amino acids.